AUGAACUGGAGACUUGCUUGGGCAGCCACCACUUCAAAACUUGUGUGCUACUUCACUAACUGGUCCCAGUACAGAGACGGGCCAGCCAGAUUUUUACCAGACAAUGUGGAUCCCCAUCUGUGCACUCACCUCAUGUUUGCCUUUGCCAUCAUAAGCUAUGGCAAUGAGCUGGUGGCCUCUGACUGGAAUGAUGAUGCACUUUAUAAAUCCUUCAAUGCCUUGAAAACUCGGAACCCAAAAUUAAAAACUUUGUUGUCUGUAAAAGGGCAGGACACAGAUUCAGCUAACAAAUUCUCUCAAAUGUUGUCUUCCUCCUAUUCACGGCAGCAGUUCAUCCAGUCCUCCAUCAGACUACUGCGGACUAAUGGCUUUGACGGACUGGACUUGGCCUGGCAAAGCCCCGCAUCUCAAGGGCGCCCUCCAGAGGACAGGAGGAGAUUUACACUACUAUGCAAGGAGCUUGUGGAGGCAUACAAGGCUGAAAGCAAAGCCAGUGGUUACCAGAGACUGAUGAUCACUGCUGCUGUGGCUGCAAAAAGAAAUGUCAUUUACAUUAGCUAUGACGUCCCACAGAUCUCACAGUACCUGGACUUCAUCAGCGUGUUGACCUUUGGCUUUCAUGAAAGUCAAGAGAGUCUGACUAAUCACCACAGCCCAUUAUAUAGUGGGGAGCACCAAACAGGAGAGAGUCUGCAUUAUAAUGUAAACUCUGCCAUCUUAUAUUGGCAGGAGCAGGGUGCCCCUGCGGAGAAGCUACUGAUGGGGUUUCCUACCUUUGGACGCUCGUUUCUCCUCACUUUCACAGAGACUGGCCUUGGGGCCCCUACCAGUGGCUCUGCUGUGGCUGGACCAUAUACUCAAGAGAUGGGUCUCUGGUCUAACUAUGAGAUUUGUUCCUUCCUCCAGGGUGCAAAAGUAGAGUGGAUUGAUAACCAGAAAGUUCCAUAUGCUCUGAAGGGACGUGGGUGGCUGGGUUUUGACAACCAGACUAGCUAUUAUUAUAAGGUGCAAUAUCUAAUGGAACAUAAACUCGGGGGAGCCGUUGUUUGGUCUCUUGACCUGGAUGACUUUUCUGGAGAAUUCUGUGGUCAGGGGAGCUCACCUUUAAUACGAUACCUGAAAACACAGCUAGAAAAUGGUAAGACACUUCAUGAGUAA
Molecule: messenger RNA, 1158 nt
Organism: Alosa sapidissima (American shad)
Lineage: Eukaryota; Metazoa; Chordata; Actinopteri; Clupeiformes; Clupeidae
Product: acidic mammalian chitinase-like
Exons: 9
Coding region: 1-1158 (385 amino acids)
Biological process (GO): chitin catabolic process; carbohydrate metabolic process
Cellular component (GO): extracellular region
Molecular function (GO): chitin binding; chitinase activity
Source: RefSeq, a predicted model, not a curated record